Exophiala bonariae is the source of this 1200-nucleotide messenger RNA. RefSeq lists its product as uncharacterized. The record is from RefSeq and is a predicted model, not a curated record. Bases 1 to 1200 code for a protein of 399 amino acids. The transcript is spliced from 2 exons. Gene Ontology annotation, molecular function: oxidoreductase activity; nucleotide binding. Gene Ontology annotation, biological process: NADPH regeneration. Lineage: Eukaryota; Fungi; Ascomycota; Eurotiomycetes; Chaetothyriales; Herpotrichiellaceae. Gene Ontology annotation, cellular component: cytoplasm.
AUGGGAUCGAUAGCACCUCAGACGAACGGAGCACACGCAAUUGCAGCAAUAGGCGACGAUGGCGAGGUGGACGGCAGAAUUUUGCGCAUAGGGAUCAUCGGCUGCGGCGAGAUAGCACAGGUGGUCCAUAUUCCAACUAUCAACUCCCUGGCGCAUAAGUUUCGAACGACAUAUCUUUGCGAUAUUUCGAGAGACUCCUUGUUGCAUUGCUCAAGCAAAGUCCUUGGCGGCACACCGAAGGUCACCAAAAGUGCGGAAGAGCUUUGUUCAUCAACUGAAGUCGACGUUGUUCUGAUCUGCAGUGCUGACGCCUAUCAUGUUGAUCAGGCUCUCAUAGCCCUUCGAUUCGAUAAGUACUGUCUACUCGAAAAGCCUGCCGCUUUGUGCUUUCGUGACAUCGAGCUUCUCAUAGAGGGCGAGCGAAAGUCGCAGGGGAAGAUCUUCGUAGGCACGAUGCGACGAUUUGCCCCAGCCUUUAUAGAUGCUUUACAAGAGGUAGGAGGUAGGAGCAAGAUUCAGUAUGUGCGCGUGAGGGACAUCAUCGGUGCCAAUUCAGUCUUUGUUGAUCAGUCUGGCACCUUUCCGGAAAAGUUCAACGAUUUCAGCCCCGCUGACAUGGAGGAUCGAGUGCGGCGCGAAGAAGAUAUCCUCGAGCAGGCGUUGAGAUACGAGUUUGACAUCCCAGUGACACCCGUGUCAAAAAGAAUGCUGCGUGUUCUCGGAGGGCUUGGAACACACGAUCUAUCUGCCAUGCGCGAGAUGAUUGGAAUGCCGCAAAGCGUGGUUGGCGCGUGUUUGACCUUCCCUGGUAUUUUCAGCGUUUUAUUUCACUACGACGAUUUUCCAGUGGUGUAUGAAUCCGGUAUCAACAAUGUCCCACUUUUUGAUGCCCACAUCGAAGUCUAUACGCCAGAAAAAAUUGUACGAGUUAACUUUGAUACGCCUUAUAUCAAGGGACUUCCUGUUACUAUGACUAUCAGAGAAAAGGCAGGAAUUAAUGGAUACCAAGAACGUACAACGAGGAAAACGUAUCUUGACCCUUAUACGAUCGAGUUCUUAGACUUUCACAGAUGUGUAGUCAAUAAAGAAACACCAAAAACCAGCGUCAAAGACGCUAGAAACGACAUUAAGCUGUUCCAGAUGAUCUUAAAAGCUGGAGAAGCACGAUACCAAUCACCCAAAGACCUCAAGGACCAGUGA